UUUGUAUAUACCUUUGUGCUUCUUCCAAUCACUGGCCUGGGGUGAAAGUUGAUCAGCAGAGAAAAGGAUGUCAAGACUUGUUCUACCUGGCAAUAUCUACUGCAGUAGCGCGUACUGCAGUAGGCGCAUCACAUAGUCACGAAAACACUCUGAUUAUUGUGUGAAGAACACAUGGUGUACGCACAGUCAACAAUAUUAGCGAGUCACUGGGUCGGACGUGUCAUUGGGUCCCGUGCACUCUUCAUGCUCGUCCAUAAGCGCUGGAGCCCUAAUGCGGGAACGAAAUCUACCAUCGCCCUUCUGGACAGCUCUAUACUGGAUACGAAUACGUGUUUCCCAAUCACACCACCUGUCGACGUGUACCAACCAUUUCCUCACCUCUCGGCGCUGUGUCCAACGAUGAUGGUAAAUCUUCCGACGGCUUUUGUGGCGUUGGCAUUAGCGUCGUCAGUAUUCACAGCGUCUCCCACGUCCUUCAAUGAUUCCUUUUGCGCCAUCUCCACGGCCGUAUCUCGCGAGGCUCCCCCUGUGUAUUGCCUCACCUCACUUGAGCCCGUCGAACCCACGGAUACAGAUGCUCCACUCUUCUUUGAGGAGUCGAAAGAGAAACAAGCUGAGCUGCAGAAGCAGAAGCAGAAGGGGAAAGAGAAUGGCGGGGAGUGUGCAGGCAUCGAUGGUCAAACAUCACCGUUCGCUUCGUACGAUCCUACGGAUGAACCACUAUCAUCCCAUUUUCAGGUCCCAAUAGCGGAUAGAUUCAAUUAUGCGGCCCUCGAGUGCUCUGCUCGUGUCCGCGCGUCUCAUCGUUCAGCAAAGUCGCCGUCUUCCAUCCUAUCCUACAAACGCGAUAGGUACAUGCUGAGCCCAUGUACUUCCAAAGACAAGCAGUUCUUAGUUGUGGAAUUAUGUGACGAAGUUCAAAUCGACACCGUGCAGCUGGCAAACUCUGAACCCUUCAGUGGGGUUUUUAAGGACCUUACUGUCAGCGUGGCGAAGACGUACUCGACAGGUGAAGAAGGCUGGACCGUAGCAGGGACCUACAGAGCCAAGAAUAUUCAGGGUGUACAGUCCUUCCAUCCGCCUACGUCGCUAAGCCACGACUUUUACAGGUACAUACGGAUAGACUUUCACUCCCACUACGGCAACGAGUACUACUGCCCCAUCUCCCUGCUCCGAGUUCACGGCCUUCAUCGUCUUGAUCAAGGGAAAUGGGAGCAACGAGAGACAGAACACCGCGUAAAAGAAAAGAAAAGUUGCUUGCUACUCGCCUCGACGAGCCCGAGCCUGUCCAAACCCCUGCAGACCCCGUUACGGUUGUUAAUGCUUUAACAACGAAUAUCGCUAAACCCGUUAUCCCAACCGUUGAUCUUGGUCUACUUCCAGAGUGCAGCUCUUCACCAAAAUUUGGUCCUGCUACUUCUGAACCCACAACUAAAUUUACCAGCUCACAAAUUGUAGCGUCGACGACAAAGGUCAUUUAUUCUCAGGGCAUGACUCCUCCGAAUGAAAGUGAUAUUCUUUCUGCAGAUACCG
Molecule: messenger RNA, 1533 nt
Organism: Desarmillaria tabescens
Lineage: Eukaryota; Fungi; Basidiomycota; Agaricomycetes; Agaricales; Physalacriaceae
Product: UNC-like C-terminal-domain-containing protein
Exons: 2
Coding region: 172-1329 (385 amino acids)
Biological process (GO): protein folding in endoplasmic reticulum
Cellular component (GO): cytoplasm; membrane
Source: RefSeq, a predicted model, not a curated record